AUGUUAAAGGUCUCUAAAGGUAUCUGUACACCCUUGUCUAGGCUACUUUUAAUGCGUACACAUGUGAGAUCAAGAUCUUAUGGUACAGUCAUCCAAGGCUCUAAAUACACACCAGAAUAUACUCAAUAUCUUACACUCUCCAAUGGGGAAGUUGGAUCUUAUUUUCAUGACAUACCUUAUGAGCUUGAUUUUAAUUCACGUACUGUCAAUAUGGUCGUCGAAAUUCCUCGUUGGUCUAACGGGAAGUUCGAGAUAUCUAGGAACAAGGAGUUCAACCCCAUAACGCAAGAUGUGAAAAACGGCAAAGUUAGGUUUGUCAACAACAUUUUCCCAUUCCAUGGAUAUAUAACCAAUUAUGGAGCAAUACCUCAGACUUGGGAAGAUCCAACAGUUGAGUCGAGGGAAGAAGGCUUGAAAGGGUUAAAAGGCGAUAAUGAUCCGCUCGACUGCUGUGAGAUUGGAUCAAAGGUAUUGGCCAUGGGCGAUAUCAAGAAAGUUAAGGUACUAGGCUCCCUGGCACUAAUUGAUGAGGAUGAACUAGACUGGAAAAUAAUAGUUAUUGAUUUGGAGGACCCCAUGUGUGAUAAAGUUAACAGUAUACACGAUGUGGAGGAGCAUUUUCCCGGUCUCCUAGAAGCUACAAGAAAAUGGUUUCGUGACUAUAAAAUUCCAACUGGUAAGUCUGCUAACAAAUUUGCAUUUGGUGGCAACUUUAAAGAUGCAGAGGAGACCAUGUCUAUUAUAAAGGGAUGCCAUUCUUCUUGGAAGAAACUUUUCGAGCAGCAAUAUGGCAAUCAUAUAUCCUUACCUGCAAUAAAGCGCGCUGGCUCAGGUGUAAUCCACAAAUCAAGUGUAGUCGAAGAUGGUAAACUCCCAUCAGAAGUCGCCAAGUGGUAUUACGUUUAG
Molecule: messenger RNA, 906 nt
Organism: Lachancea fermentati
Lineage: Eukaryota; Fungi; Ascomycota; Saccharomycetes; Saccharomycetales; Saccharomycetaceae
Source: the annotation of a GenBank genome assembly